GAUAAGAUGACUUCAGAUCGAUAACGUGUGAUGUUGAUUUUUAAAAACCCUUUUAAAACUCUUGUAAAUCCGUUGAAAAGUCUAAUUAAGUGUGUUUCUUUAACAGAUGGCAUCAAGUGAUUUUGAACCCCUUGCACUACCAGAACCAACAUAUGGUAUGGGUUUAGAACCAAUUGUUGGAGCAAACAUAUGUCAACAUUCGGACUUAAGCCUAGUUGCCAAAGUUAAACAUGCAUUAGGAAAAGCAUCUUUCACGAAGCUUCAAUCUUCCUUCCUUGGGCACAUCAUCGAACUUUCGGCCAGAGACAUCAGAUUUUCUGGGAAAAUAUUCCACUACUUGAUGCUGAGAAGGCUGAAGACAAGAGGGAGAAACUUAUGGUUUACAGUCGACAUGCAACCUCUUCGGUUCUCCUUGAGAGAGUUCUUCCUUACAACAGGGAUUCAAUGCGAACCUAUUCAUAGAGAACCAAGGAAUAACGGCAAAGAUCCAAUUAGUGAACCAUAUUCUUGGGCGGUGAGAGGAGAUUACACUUUAACUCAACUUCAAUAUCGACUAUUUAAUGAACCAGAAGAGGGUGAAGAACCUUUGGAUGACAAGGAAAAGGAAUGCCUCGCUGCAGUGGUAUUAACAGAAGCUAUUUUGAUGACACCAAAUUCAACAGAGAAGAUACCUCUGUCUAGGCUUAAGCAUGCAUCGGAUUUCGAGAUGUAUACAGCCCAACCAUGGGGCAAGGAAGCGUAUAACAUUCUCGCCACAUGCAUUCAGAAAUUCGAUAAAAAUACUUGGUCAAAAGGUCAGUAUAGUGUCAAGGGAUUUCCCAUGGCGUUAUAUAUAUGGGCCUUGAGUGCUGUUCCAAUUUUUGGUGAUACAUUUGCGAGAAGAUGUAAUUUUUCCAGAACAUUCUAUCCACUGAUUCUCAACUGGCAAUCAAGUCGUUUUGCAAGGUUUGAUGAUAUUGUUGAAGCUAUUAAGACAGCAACUUGUGUUGAAGUCAAAACAAUAAUUGGAGAUCCACAAGAAUAUAAGCAUUUGGUUGAUAAAGAUGACAAUGAUUUUGAAGAAGUUAUUGGCUUGGUUAUGAAAGGCUAUAGGUUGAAGAAAGAAGAAUGGUCUUCUAGAUUAGUUGAUAUUUACUAUGCUUUGGGAGAGUUGGGUGACAAAAUGGGGGAAAAAUUGCCAGUCUUUGAGAAACAAGAGAAAAUGGAGAAAAAUUUGUCAGAUUCAGAAAAACUUGACAUAAUCCUCUUUAUGUUAGAUGACUUCAACAAAAGACUAGAAGCCAUUGAAGAAGCUGUCAAAACCACAUCAGGGAAAGAUAAGGAUAAAGGAUCUCACGAAGAUGAAGAUGGACAGAAUAGAAAUGAAGAGGUUAUAAAUGAAGAGGCUGGCAAACAAAAUGUUGAUGGAGAUAUUGCUAGAGAAGAUUUUGUAGAAAGCCAGUCUGCAGAUUUC
Camelina sativa (false flax) is the source of this 1453-nucleotide messenger RNA. Lineage: Eukaryota; Viridiplantae; Streptophyta; Magnoliopsida; Brassicales; Brassicaceae. The record is from RefSeq and is a predicted model, not a curated record.